Naumovozyma dairenensis CBS 421 is the source of this 3105-nucleotide messenger RNA. RefSeq names its product Sea4p (gene SEA4). Gene Ontology annotation, biological process: positive regulation of TORC1 signaling. Lineage: Eukaryota; Fungi; Ascomycota; Saccharomycetes; Saccharomycetales; Saccharomycetaceae. The transcript has a single exon. Bases 1 to 3105 code for a protein of 1034 amino acids. Gene Ontology annotation, cellular component: cytoplasm. Gene Ontology annotation, molecular function: protein binding. The record is from RefSeq and is a predicted model, not a curated record.
AUGGGUUUGAUUAAAAAGGUGACUUCUUGGUCACAUGAUAAUUUUAUUGAUUACCUUUCAGUAAACCCAACUAGAGAUGAAGUUACACAUUAUAAAGUUGACCCGAAUGAUGAGUCAGAUAAAUCAAUCCAUCGAUUACACACAGUCAAGGAUUUUGGUAGUAUAACAUGUCUAGACUACUCUUAUUUAGAUGCUGGAUUAGUUGGAGUAGGUGAAAAAAACGGAUACGUUAGAUUAUUUAAUAUUAUGGCUGAUUUAGAUACUGGUGAUAAAGAUUACAAUGAGAAUGAUGUCGAUAAUAAUAAAAAUAAGAAGACUCCCAUUGGUAUAAAUAUUAGGGCUAAACAGCAGCGUUGCAUCAAUGCAUUGGGGAUAAAUUCAAACGGUUUAAUCGCCAUGGGAUUGGACAGAAACAGAAACGAUUCAUCUUUGCAGAUAUGGGAUAUUAAUUACCAGAAUGUAGAGUCUGACGUGGCAAACAUAGCGUUCGCAUAUUGUGUUAAUGAGAGUAUAAUAUCUUUGAAGUUCUUAAACGAUACUAAUAUCCUAGCAGCAAGCAGUAAGUUUAUAAAAGAAAUUGAUGUCAGGGUACCACAACCAAUAUAUCAACAUCCAACAAGGCUAACUUACGAUAUCAAAUUAAACCCAUUUAAUGACUGGCAAUUUAGCACAUACGGUGAUGAUGGUACCCUAGCAAUUUGGGAUAGGAGGAAGAUUACUGAUCAAACGAACGAUAUAAAUCAAAUAUCACCGUUGAUUACGUUUGAAAAGUUAGUAGGAACUGGUGCUGCAUCAAGAAAAUAUAUGAAUACAUGUUUUAGAUGGUCGACAAUACGAAAGAGGGAAUUUGCAACGUUGCAUAGAGGAGAUACGAUUAAAUUAUGGAGAUUGGGAGCUACUGGAGGAACCACAGAGGACUCCAAUAAUGUCGAAAACUUGUUUGUCUCCACCGUUCAUGAUAUUGAUACGACGUUUGACAGAGUGGCUACAUUUGACUACAUUCCUAAAGAGAAUUUCCGUUCCAGUUUACUCUGCAUGCGGCAAUCUGGUACAGUUUAUCGAAUGCCAUUGAAACAAUGUUAUUCAAAAGUUUCCUUCAAUACUUCCAAUUCGUUAUUGCUAUCAAAUGGCGAAAUAUCUGAACUUGACGAGAUAAGGAUUAAUCAAGACGCACAGAAAGCAAAUUCGGAGAAUAUUACUACAGUGCUAAAAAACCUAUCUUUCGAAGAUUUGGAUGUUGCUGAUGAAUAUCAAAAAAGUGUCGGCACUACCUCUAGUGAGGAAGAGGAUUACCUAAGUGAUAACGAAGAUAGAGGAAGGCGAAAAGAUUCAAAAGUAGAUUUACAACACAACUAUGAUAAUGAACAACAUUAUCACUUAGAAGCCCAUAGUUCUCAUGAUGGAAAUGACCCAUACCAAAUAUAUUGGAAGGCAGAGAAACUUCUACAAAAAGAUAUUAGCGUUAUAAUGAAGUCGAGAGCAGAACUUGGAUAUGGUUUAGAUCCCAUGACGACAGUUGAGAUGAUUGACACCUCAAAAGCUCUUCAAAACAAUGCAUACAUACGCAAUACAUGGAGAUGGAUUGCCAUUGCAAAAUCAUCAGUCGAUGAUGGUACAAUGGUUUCUGGCGACUUAGAUCUUGGCUAUCAAGGAGUACUGGGUAUUUGGAAUGGAUUGGAUGGAAUAUCCAACCAAAAUAGAUAUAGUGAAGAUACAAUUUUAACUGAGAAGCAACUGAAUAGAGAAAUGGAAAAAAUCAUAAAAUUACGCAAGAAGGAAAAGGAGAACCAGGGAUAUAAGACAUUGCUGUCCCGGUUUGCCGAUUCUCCUAAACAUAUGCAACGGAAAUUGUGUUUAAUUAUAUCAGGCUGGGACUUGUCACCAGCAGAUUACGAAGAUAAAUAUCACAUUAUAAUAAAAAAUGGGAAUUACGAAAAAGCAGCGGCAUGGGCAGUGUUUUUUGGAGAUAUACCAAAGGCAGUAGACAUUCUUGCAGAUUCUAAAAACGAAAGAUUGAGACUUAUUGCGACCGCCAUAGCGGGUUAUAUGGCAUAUAAAGACCAACCAGGUAAUAAUUCGUGGAGACAGCAAUGUAGAAAGAUGUCAUCUGAAUUAGAGGAUCCAUAUUUAAGAGUAAUAUUUGCAUUUAUUGCAGAUAAUGAUUGGUGGGAUAUUCUUUACGAACCAGCGAUUUCUCUACGGGAGAGAUUGGGAGUCGCCUUACGAUUUUUAAAUGAUACCGAUCUAUCAAAAUUUUUACAACGGACGUCAUCAAUCGUUAUAGCAAAUGGUGAACUGGAAGGUUUGAUUUUGACAGGCAUAACUCCAAAUGGUAUUGAUCUGUUACAAUCAUAUGUUAAUAAGACUUCCGAUAUCCAGAGCGCAGCUUUGAUAUCGAUUUUUGGGUCUCCAAAGUAUUUCCGGGAUGAACGAGUUGAUGAAUGGAUUGAGAGGUACAGAACCAUGUUAAACUCUUGGAAUUUAUUUUCAAUGAGGGCGAAGUUUGAUGUGUUGAGAACUAAACUUUCAAGAACGAGUUCGGGAAUUAUCACUGCGGUAACUAAACCCCGUCAACUCUAUAUCCAAUGUAUACAUUGUAAGAAAAAUGUCAAUAAUCCAAAAGGGAUUGAACACACUUCUGCUAGGAAUAUUCUUCAUAACAACAUAGCAUCUCUUCCCAAAAUGAAGGGCUUUAGGGCGAGUGAUAAUAGCGACGAGAUUCGGUAUAGAUACGCUUGUCCUCAUUGCGGGACGCCAUUUCCAAGAUGUGCCAUAUGCUUAAUGCCAUUGGGAACAUCGAAUCUCCCGUUUGUGAUAAACGGAACCGAGAAUGAUCCCAAUGAAAGUACUAAAAAUACGUAUGACGUGACGUCUUCCGCGGUCAGUAAGGCGAACAGUGAAAAUGGAAACGAUAAUACCAAGUCAGUGGAGCCUGACAAUAUUGAUCAGCUAAGACGCAAAAAGUUACGUUUGAAUGAGUGGUUUAGCUUCUGCUUAAGCUGUAACCAUGGGAUGCAUGCUGGGCAUUCUGAUGAGUGGUUUGAAAAACACUCAACCUGUCCGACCCCUGGUUGUAAUUGUCAAUGUAACAAGCAAUACACAUAA